Clupea harengus (Atlantic herring) is the source of this 1890-nucleotide messenger RNA. RefSeq names its product E3 ubiquitin-protein ligase MYLIP-A. Gene Ontology annotation, cellular component: cytoskeleton. The record is from RefSeq and is a predicted model, not a curated record. NCBI's taxonomy places the organism in Eukaryota, Metazoa, Chordata, Actinopteri, Clupeiformes, Clupeidae. Gene Ontology annotation, biological process: ubiquitin-dependent protein catabolic process. Gene Ontology annotation, molecular function: ubiquitin-protein transferase activity.
GCUUGAGGAGGUAAAGCAUCAGUGUACUGAGACAAGAAGGUUUGGGAAAGUGACGGAAGCCCAGAUGUAGGCACCCUGCCACGGGACUAUACACGGAGUUUGUUUUUAUCGUUUUAGACGGACAGACCAACGAUUAUUAUUUUUUAACGGAUCAAGAUGCUUUGUCAUGUUACACGUCCGGAUGCAGUGGUGAUGGAAAUAGAAGUUGAUUCGAAGGCAAACGGAGAGGACUGUCUAAACAAGGUGUGUGGUGCGUUGGGGAUCAUCGAGGUGGACUACUUCGGGCUGCAGUUCACGGGCAGCAAAGGGGAGAGCCUGUGGCUGAACCUGAGGAACCGGAUCGCCCCGCAGAUGGACCAUCUGAACCCGUGCAGACUGAGGCUCCGGGUCAAGUUCUUUGUGGAACCACAUCUCAUACUGCAGGAACAGACCAGACACCUGUUCUUCCUGCAUGUGACGGAGGACUUGCACCGUGGGCAUCUGCGCGUGUGCCCGGAGCGGGCGGAGGAGCUGAGCGCCCUGCUGGCGCAGGCCGAGUUUGGCGACUACGACCGGAACACCGCCAAGUACUGGUACAGCGAACUCACCGGCCACGAGCCCUGCCAGGCCACCAUCGACAGCAUCGUUGCCAAGCACCAGGCUCUGGCGGGUCUGGGCGUCGGACCGGUGCAGUACCAGGCCCUGCAGCUGGUGGCGUCCCUGGAGCACUACGGCGUGGAGUGGCACUGGGCGCGCGACGCCCACGGGCGCAGACUGGCCAUCGGAGUGGGCGCGGAGGGCAUCGCCGUCUGCAAGGAUGACUUCAGCCUGGUCAACAGAGUCUUGUAUCCCGUGAUCCAAAUCGCCACACAGUCAGGCAAGAGUGUGUAUCUCACCGUCACCAAGGAGACGAGCGACAGCGUGGUGCUGCUCUUUAAACUCGUCAGCAGCCGAGCAGCCAGUGGCCUUUACCGAGCCAUCACAGAAACACACGCCUUCUACAGGUGUGACACCGUGACCAGCGCCGUGACGAUGCAGUACAGUCGUGACUUCAAAGGCCACCUGGCGUCUCUCUUCCUCAACGAGAACAUCGACCUGGGCAAGAAGUUCGUCUUCGACAUCCGCCGCACGUCCAAGGAGGUGUACGACCACGCCCGCCGCACCCUCUACCACGAGGGCAUCGUGGACCUGAUGUCAUCCUCCCGCUCCUCGCCCCUCCAGGAGCAGCAGGGGGCGCCAGACUGCGGCGGCGGCUGUAAUCAGAACCGGGAGCUGCACGAGCGGCUGCGGGCGCUGCGGGAGGCGCUGUUGUGCGCGCUGUGCUGCGAGGGGCAGAUCGACGCAGCGUUUUGCCCCUGUGGUCACAUGGUCUGCUGUCAGAGCUGCGCCACACGCCUGCAGCUGUGUCCAGUGUGUCGCUCGGCGGUGGAGAACGUCCAGCACGUGUACCUGCCCACCUGCACCAGCCUGCUCAGCCUGACCCUCAGCGGAGCUCCGAGCAUCAGCCCCACACCCAGCAUCCCCGCGCCCAUCCCCCGCCACACGCUCAGCAGCCCAGCGCCCAGCAGCCCCACGCCUAUCACCCGCCACACACUCUCCCCGAGCGCUAACCCUAACCCCACGCAAGACUACGCCACAGAUGGCAAACUCUACCGCACAUGAACACUGCACAUCAAGGAUACUGCACUUCAGUACCACACACACACACACACACACAUCAAUACCACAUACACACACACACACACACACACACACAUGAACACCGCACAUGAACACUGCACAUCAAGAAUACUGCACUUCAGCGAUACUUACUACUGCACAUCAACGAUAUCGCACAGGAACAAUACUACACAUCGAUACCACACAUCAAUACCACACACACAUCAAUACAACACACACACACACACACAC